Molecule: messenger RNA, 282 nt
Organism: Onychomys torridus (southern grasshopper mouse)
Lineage: Eukaryota; Metazoa; Chordata; Mammalia; Rodentia; Cricetidae
Product: 60S acidic ribosomal protein P1-like
Exons: 2
Coding region: 1-249 (82 amino acids)
Biological process (GO): cytoplasmic translation
Cellular component (GO): cytosolic large ribosomal subunit
Molecular function (GO): ribonucleoprotein complex binding; protein kinase activator activity; structural constituent of ribosome
Source: RefSeq, a predicted model, not a curated record
AUGGCCUCUGUCUCCAAGCUCGCCUGCAUCUACUCUACCCUCAUCCUGCAUGAUGAGGUGACGGCCCUGGCCAAUGUCAACAUUGGGAGCCUCAUCUGCAACAUAGGGGCUGGUGGGCCUGGAGCCACCCCAGCAGGCAAUCCUGCCCCCUCUACUAAUGCUGCCCCAUCUGAAGAGAAGAAAGUGGAGGCAAAGAAGGAAGAAUCUGAGGAGUCUGAUGACGACAUGGGCUUUGGUCUUUUUGACUAAACCUCUUUUGUUAACAUGUCCAAUAAAAAGAUG